CCAGUAUCAGGUUUCUUCGGUUGAAGAAAACAGCAGAGGUACACCGAGACAUCGAAGGUCAGCCGAGUUAUGAAUUUACUAGGAUUAUUGCUCGUCAUCACACAGUUGGUACUUAUUAACAUUUCUCCGGUAGGGUGUAAGCCGAACACAGUUGAUUCCAAAGUGUCUAAAGAGAUUGUGAUAUUUGGAGGAAACGGUUUCAUCGGUUCAGCUACGGUGGAAGAGUUACUAAAACGGGGUCACACACUGACACUCAUUAACCGCGGGAACUGGUACUGGGACUCGGAGCAGACGAUCAAGCCGCGCGUGCAACACGUCACCUGUGAUCGAGGCAUCGCGCUCACGAAAUGUGAGGAAAUGGUUAAGUACGUCGAAAAUCUCAACUCAACAGUUGGCGCCAUUGUCGAUUUUAGUGCUUUCCAACACUUCGCUGUCGUCGAAGCGACAAAACUAUUUCGGGGUAAAGCGGAUCUGUACAUUUAUAUCAGUUCUGAUUCGGUGUAUGAAGUGUGUUUGAAAAAUCAUUCGAAUCCUUCAAGAGAAACUGACGCUGUGCGACCGAAUUCGAUAGACGAACGUAAUACUCUAGCGGAAAAAGAUCACUACGGUGACAGCAAACUGCGAUGUGAGGAGGAACUGUCAGCCCAAAGACCUAACGGCGGGAUUCCGUUCAUAAGUCUUCGACUACCUGAUGUAAUAGGACCACGUGACAACACAUACAGGUGGUGGAUAUAUCAGAUGUGGUUGCGACUUAUAAAAUAUCUCGAGAAACCCGUAUCCGUACCACGUGACCUUCUGAACCGACCACUGAGUUUGGUGUAUUCCGCAGACGUGGCCAAGGCAGUUGUCGUGUGUUUGGACCCCACGCCGGAAAUGCUGGAUCAGGCAUUUAAUAUUGCUUUUGAAGAGACUCCGUCCCUGUUAGAAAUAAUGAACACCAUGAAAAUGAUGCUGAAUUUAACGGAUAUUUCCAUAAAAACAGAUUCAGGAGACGAACCGUUAUACCUGUUUCCAUCAGUUCGUUUAGGACCAGUAGACAUAUCAAAAGCUCGAGACUUGUUGGGGUGGACCCCAACACCGUGGCUUCAAGCUGUUAACGAAACUAUUGACUUCUAUGAAAAGGCAAUUACAAAUCCGGUUUUUGAAACGGCUAAGAAAGACAUCAUUCGUACUAUGCAGACAUACUUUACAAGCCGUCCUCUUAAAGUUUUGGUUGGUUUGAAGAAAGUUUACGGUGUAACUUACGAAGGACCAACGUUAUCAAAAGACGAACUGUGAUUUGCUUUGUGGUGUUUAGUAACCAUCGUAUUUUUAUAUGUAUAUGUGUACCUUGUGUAACUCAUGCGAUGUAUAAUCUGUGCGAAACUUACCAGUUCUAACCAUUAUUAAAAUGUACCUAGUAUA
Messenger RNA from Gigantopelta aegis, 1404 nucleotides. RefSeq lists its product as uncharacterized. Gene Ontology annotation, biological process: beta-D-galactose catabolic process via UDP-galactose, Leloir pathway. Lineage: Eukaryota; Metazoa; Mollusca; Gastropoda; Neomphalida; Peltospiridae. Gene Ontology annotation, molecular function: UDP-glucose 4-epimerase activity. The record is from RefSeq and is a predicted model, not a curated record. The coding region runs from base 70 to 1278 and encodes 402 amino acids. The transcript has a single exon. Gene Ontology annotation, cellular component: cytosol.